UGGACGGACUCAUCAUGGCCACACCACACAAAGAAGUGACGUCACUCAAAUCUUAAACCCACACCGUCAAUAAUCCUAGCUAUUCAGACGAAGCAGCCACCACUAUCCUAGCUUCUGAGUAUCUUGAGCAGCUUCUUAUCGAACAAGACAAUCAAUGGCGCUUACGCUUCUGCUGGAUACUUGAUUAGUGUGAUGCAAACUGCUGCUGUUCUUGAAGUUCUUCAUGGAGCUAUUGGGAUUGUACCUAGUGGAUUCUUGUCUCCUUUGAUGCAAUGGAGUGGAAGAACUCACUUCAUAUUGGCAAUUGUUGGACAGAUCAGAGAGGUCCAGGAUUCCCCAUGGCUGUCAAUAACACUUGCAGCUUGGUCUUUGGGUGAGAUGAUCAGAUAUCCUCACUAUGCUUUUACUUGCCUCGGUAGAUGUCCCUAUUGGCUAACCUAUCUCAGGUACACAGGAUUCAUUAUGAUCUAUCCAACAGGACUAGUGGGCGAAUUGUUGAUCAUGUACAAAGCCCUUCCAUAUGUUAAAGAAAGGAAUCUUUAUGCAAAUUUCUUCUCUGUUUUCCCCUUCAGUUAUUACAGUUUCCUUUGGGCCGUCCUCUUGGUGUACCCGUUCCUUUGGUUGAAGCUUUAUCUCCAGCUGUUCAAACAAAGAAAGUCUAAGCUUGGAAAACCGCAGAAGCAUCAGAGCAAGAGAAAGAGAAUGUGAAGUCCAUUUAAUCGUCUCAGACAUGUAUCUCACCAUUGAUUAUAUAUGUGCACCCAACUGUUCCUAAAAAUACCUUAGUAGUAUAAUUCAUCGGAGACUUUAUCAAGGUCGAUCGAGAGAAGAAGAACGAAGUGAACAACCAACAGAAAUCCAGAUACAAAACCAAGUUUCACAUGGUUGAUUCACAAUAUUAUGUGUUCUACAAACACUAUUCUUCAUAUGCGAAGAAGUUAAAGAGGUCUCUAUACA
Molecule: messenger RNA, 957 nt
Organism: Camelina sativa (false flax)
Lineage: Eukaryota; Viridiplantae; Streptophyta; Magnoliopsida; Brassicales; Brassicaceae
Biological process (GO): fatty acid elongation; sphingolipid biosynthetic process; very long-chain fatty acid biosynthetic process
Cellular component (GO): endoplasmic reticulum membrane
Molecular function (GO): 3-hydroxyacyl-CoA dehydratase activity
Source: RefSeq, a predicted model, not a curated record